GUUGAUGUUACAUUACUAGUAAUGUUGGUUGUAAGCUGUACACCUCUAGUGUCUGGGAUUUGUUCUCCGAGGCUUCAAGAAAAACUGCUAAAAAUUUGGCAUGGUGAACCACCUGAAGAAAUUGUCGAAAAUUGGAUGGCAGGGAAACUGACCACAGUCUACAUCUCGCCCGCUCUGGUAGAGGCUCAACCAGGCCUACAUGACGGUGAUGCUCUCAAAGGUCUCUCCUGCUACCAGACAGUGGUCGGCAAGGAUGGAGUAUCAACCACCGACUAUUGGUACUACAACAACAAGACUGCUUUAGCUGCAAAUUACGACAUCGUGAUGGAGGUACCAGCUAUUGUAACAGUUAUUGAACCACCAUAUUCAGAAAUGCACCUUCAGGUGUUCUUCUUGAGGAAUGGUGUCUAUGGGCUGUACGAAUGUGACACGUAUUUUACAGAAGAGGGCAGUUACACCGCUGGCGUGAUGAUUAGAGUGCUCAAUUACGACAAGAACAACAAGCUGCAGUCAGACGCUAUACAGUCGGCCAUAGCGAUACUGAACAAACUUAACUUAAAUGAUGGUGUUGUAGUCCCUACAGAAUGCCCUUAGCUGAUCAUGUUGGGAGUCCUCAGAAUGCGAGUUUAGGUCACAAUAAUAAAGCUAAACUAAUAUAAA
Molecule: messenger RNA, 660 nt
Organism: Homalodisca vitripennis (glassy-winged sharpshooter)
Lineage: Eukaryota; Metazoa; Arthropoda; Insecta; Hemiptera; Cicadellidae
Exons: 5
Coding region: 22-594 (190 amino acids)
Source: RefSeq, a predicted model, not a curated record